GUACGCUAUGGACGCUAGCAUGGUCUACUGGAAAUGGGGAAUAGCCGCCACGGUAGUGACAGUAAUUCUUGCUUUCUUUAGUGGUUUGCCUUUCCGCAAAUCGUCCUAUGAGGUCUGGCUGCUAGUCCACAUCCUCCUCUCCAUCGUCUUGAUCCUGGGCUGCUGGUACCAUGCCUACACGCUCUACCAAUUUCUUGGGGGUGUCUUCUACUUCCUCUGUGCCGCAUCUGCUGUGUGGUUCUUGGACCGAGUGGGUCGAAUUGCGCGUUUGGUUGGGAUGGGCCCUCGCCGUGCCAAAGUUACCGGGCUGGGGGGGGACUAUGUGCGCAUUGAUAUCCCUGCCGUCCGCUGGGGCGCCGAUCCUGGGAAACACGUCUACAUAUAUUUCCCCACACUUCGCCCCAUGCGAUUUUGGGAAAAUCAUCCAUUCUCGGUGCUUCCGACGCAUCUGCUGGGUCAGAAGUACCUUGUAGGACCAACUAAUAGCACGGGAAUCUCUCAGCACGACCGUGAAGAGAAACAGGAUCGAUCUAGAAGUGUAGGGCCAGCUCGGCAACCCCCUGAUGGAGGCAUGCAACAACACCCCGGGGCCGGUCUGACACUUUAUGUGCGAAAGGCUGGCGGCAUGACGAAUCAUCUCGAGGCAAACAGCAGUCUCCUCACCUUUGUCGAAGGCCCGUACAUGAACAAUUCGAGCACCGCAAUCCUCCGAUGCGACAGGGUAUUGUUGGUCUGCGGCGGCAUAGGCAUCACAGGUCUCCUCCCAUUCGCGCACGCUCACUGGAACGUGAAACUUGCAUGGGGGUUGAAAGAAUCCGCAAAGUGUCUUUAUGAUGACAUGGAACCUUCGCUCCAUAGCCUCACCGACAAGGACAUUCGAAUUGGACAUAGGCUUGACAUUGAUAAACUUAUCGCCGACGAAGCUGGUUCGGGGUGGGAGAGAGUAGGUGUUGUGGUCUGCGGGCCUGCCGCCAUGUGUGAUGAAGUUCGUGCGACCGUUAUUCGCGCUGCUAAGAGCUCCAACACCGAGUUUGAGCUUGAGAUUGAGGCUUAUAGCUGGUGACUUUUUUUUACACUCUCGUUUUCUUUCACAGGUGUUUGUUUUGCGGCAGUUUAUUGCCAGUCUAACUCUUCUUCCGGU
This is a messenger RNA of Periconia digitata, 1141 nucleotides long. The record is from the annotation of a GenBank genome assembly. NCBI's taxonomy places the organism in Eukaryota, Fungi, Ascomycota, Dothideomycetes, Pleosporales, Periconiaceae.